AUCCUCUUCAUCCCCCGUCUCUGUCCUUCAUCUUCAAACUCUCCACUUGAAACCAAUCAUCAACUAACUUAAUUGUCCCUGUAGAUUGGGACAAUUCAUCAUCCUUGAGCGCUCCCAUCCCACUUCCCCUCCCACUCCAACUAGACCCGCGGUGAUGGGUGGAGCCAUGCCCCGACAAGCCCCCAGCGGCUUUCCCCGGACCCCCGAAGGCCCCGUCGGCCAGCGUAUCCAAUCCAUCUACACCGACCGUCUCAAGCAAUUUACGUCCUCUGGUCAAUACGAGGGACAGAACCUCCUCUCCAAGUUCUACGAGGCUGUCAAUUCCGACGAAGACCAUGUCAAGCUUUCCGUAUACUCCGUCCCCGACCUCCAGCGUCCACCUUUCAAAGAAGCCACAUCCCAUGAGUUUAAGCCAACCCACAUCGGGGCAUCGUUCGGUCCAAGCUGGUCCACCCAUUGGUUCCACAUCCGCUUGACAGUCCCCAAGGACAUGCGGGAGAAAGAACGCCUGGAGUUCCAUUGGGAUGCCAACAACGAGGGCUUGAUCUGGUCGGAAGACGGUCGGCCUCUUCAGGGCCUCACCGGUGGGAAUGAGCGUAUCGAGUGGAUCAUCCCCGACGCCUGGCGCGACGGAGAGGAGCACGUCUUCUAUAUCGAGAUGGCCUGCAAUGGCAUGUUCGGUAACGCACCUGGCGGAGACUCCAUUCAGCCGCCCGCUCCGGAUAAGUAUUUCACCUUGAGCAAGGCGCAGAUCACUGCAGUCAACCUCGAAGCUCGGGCGCUGUUUUAUGAUUUCUGGAUUAUAGGAGAUGCGGCGAGAGAGUUCCCAGGAGACUCGUGGGAAAAGCACGAGGCCAACAUGGUGACCAAUGCUAUCAUUGAUGCUUUCAUUGCGGGCGAUGGAAGCCAAGAAUCUAUCAAAGAGGGCCGCAAAAUCGCGAGAAAGUAUAUCGGAGACAAUGUCGACUCUUCAAUGGUGUAUGAGACCGACACGGAUCCGAUUGUCUACGCAAUCGGGCAUUGCCAUAUCGACACUUGCUGGCUCUGGCCUUGGGCGGAAACAAAGCGUAAGGUGGCCCGAUCCUGGUCAAACCAGUGUGACCUGAUGGACCGGUAUCCGGAGCAUCGCUUUGCUUGUUCUCAAGCACAGCAGUUCAAAUGGCUGAAGGAAUACUAUCCCUCUGUCUUCGACCGCGUGAAGCAAUGGGUUAAGAAGGGGCAUUUCCAGCCUAUUGGUGGUAGCUGGGUGGAACACGACACCAACCUGCCAAGCGGAGAGUCGUUGGUGCGACAGUUUCUUUACGGGCAACGCUUCUUUGAGAGUCACUUUGGAGAACGCUGCACAACCUUUUGGCUGCCAGAUACCUUCGGUUAUUCAACGCAGAUCCCCCAGAUCUGCCGUCUUGCGGGGAUGAGCCGGUUCUUCACUCAGAAGCUCAGCUGGAAUAACAUCAACAAUUUCCCCCACACCACCUUCCAAUGGGUCGCUCUGGAUGGAAGUCAAGUCAUGUGCCACAUGCCUCCAUCGGAGACUUAUACUGCAAGUGCCCAUUUCGGCGAUGUCAAACGCAGUGUAACCCAGCACAAGUCAUUAGACAAGGACAAUACAUCACUCUUGGUCUUUGGAAAGGGUGACGGCGGAGGUGGCCCAACCUUCGAACAUCUGGAAAAGCUGCGUCGUUGCCGCGGAAUGAGUGACAAGGUUGGCUUGCUUCCUCGCGUGAAAAUGGGAGAGUCCGUCGACGAUUUCUUUACACGACUUGAACAGAAGGCUGAAGAUGGUACCAAAUUCGCAACCUGGUAUGGUGAACUGUACUUUGAGCUUCAUCGGGGCACGUACACCACGCAGGCCAACAACAAGCGAAACAACCGCAAGUCGGAGUUUUUGCUAAGGGAGAUCGAAUAUCUCGCCACACUGGCAACUCUUCACGGAGACAAGGGUUAUCGGUACCCCAAGAAGGAGAUUGAUGAGAUGUGGGAGGGUGUGCUCUUGUGCCAAUUUCAUGACUGCCUUCCUGGAAGCUCUAUCGAAAUGUGCUAUGAUGACUCCGACAAACUCUACAAGCAAGUCUUUGAGACGGGCCAGAAGGUCAGGAAGGAAGCGCUUCGAGCUCUGGGGAUUGGCAAGAAGACCAGCAAGGACUUCAUUGCGCUCAACACCCUGCCUUGGCAACGCUCCGAAGUGGUCAGAAUUCCUGCUGAGUCUGUAGCAUCGGGUGGUCCGAAGUAUGCAUUGGUCAGUGGAGAAACUGGUCUCAUUCGGUGUCAAGUGCCUGGGCCUUCCAAGACAGCGCCUGCUGUUACAGUCUCCGAAAUCAAGCCCGGUAUCUUCCGCCUGCAGAACACAAAUCUCAGAGUCGAUGUCCAAAACGGGGUUAUUACGUCUUUGUAUGACCUUGAAGCGGAGCGCGAGAUCAUUCCUAAGGGCGGAAAGGCCGGCCAGCUAGUUAUUUUCGACGACAAGCCGCUCUACUGGCAGGCGUGGGACGUGGAAGUUUUCCACCUCGACUCCAGAAAGGAGCUGCACUCGGUGAAGACCGCCAUUUCCGAGAAAGAUGCUUAUCGCGUCAGCGUUGUCAGCGAAACCAGGAUCAGCGAGAACAGUUGGGUAAAGACUACUAUCAGUCUCGCUGCUGCCAACGGGGACCAACCCUCAUAUGUUGAAUUCGAGAGUGAGGUCGAAUGGCGCGAGACAAUGAAAUUUCUCAAGGUCGAGUUCCCUGUAGACAUCACCAAUACGGAAGCGUCGUAUGAGACACAAUAUGGGAUCAUCCGGCGUCCAACGCAUUACAAUACCAACUGGGAUAUGGCCAAGUUCGAAGUAUGCUGCCACAAGUGGGCUGAUUUGUCCGAGUACGGCUAUGGAGUCUCGAUUCUCAACGACUCGAAGUAUGGCUUCGCCACUGCCGGCAAUCUCAUGCGUCUCUCGCUGCUACGCGCCCCGAAGGCGCCAGAUGCCCACGCAGACAUGGGCCGGCAUCAUAUCCGCUAUGCCAUCCUACCACACACAGGACCACUGGAUGCACGCACAAUUCGAGCCGGGUAUAGCUUCAACCAUCCUCUUGUUCUUGAGCCUGCCAGCGGCCAGGAAGCCGGCGAUGCAUUCAAAUCGCUCGCGCUCUCGGGCAACCCGUCGUUGGUAAUUGAUGUGGUCAAGCGUGGCGAAGACGAUGAAGACGUGUCCCGGGACAACCUGCCUCGGCGUUCUGGUAGGAGUGUCAUCCUCCGUGUCUACGAGUCGCUCGGAGGCAAGAGCCGCGGCACCAUCCAUACCAAGCUUCCCAUCACCAAGGCGUGGAAAUGCAAUGUCCUUGAGGACGACGAGACUCCUCUGACGCUUACACAGCGCGCUGAGGGAGCGACGGAUAUUGAGAUCGAGCUGAGGGCUUUUGAGGUAGCGACGUACCGUCUGCAGCUGUAGUUUUGCCGUUUGAUAUGUCUGGGAUUAGUCUAUAGUGUCAAUCAUAACAUACCGCCACACAAUGAC
This is a messenger RNA of Aspergillus homomorphus CBS 101889, 3487 nucleotides long. RefSeq names its product alpha-mannosidase (gene ams1). Gene Ontology annotation, molecular function: carbohydrate binding; alpha-mannosidase activity. Lineage: Eukaryota; Fungi; Ascomycota; Eurotiomycetes; Eurotiales; Aspergillaceae. Gene Ontology annotation, cellular component: fungal-type vacuole membrane. The transcript has 4 exons. Gene Ontology annotation, biological process: oligosaccharide catabolic process; mannose metabolic process. Bases 155 to 3421 code for a protein of 1088 amino acids. The record is from RefSeq and is a predicted model, not a curated record.